This is a messenger RNA of Paramecium pentaurelia, 1557 nucleotides long. NCBI's taxonomy places the organism in Eukaryota, Ciliophora, Oligohymenophorea, Peniculida, Parameciidae. The record is from the annotation of a GenBank genome assembly.
AUGAAAAAAAAAUUAAGUUUAUCUUCAAAACCCCUUUCCUAUAUACAAUUAGAUGAUAAAGGAAGAAAUUCUUAUUGCAAAAGUCAUUGUUUGAAAUAUGAACAAUUUGAGUAUAGAAAUGGAAAUUGUUAUCUAUGUUGUGAAUAAAAGGAAUGUAAUUAAGAUAAUGAACCAUUAAGUUAGGCUGAAAUAAUCACUCUUUUAAAUUAAAUUUUAUCAUAAACAAUAUCAGAUGAAUUUAAAUAGUAAUAAAAGCAGAAAUUAAAUAGUUUUAGAGAAGAUGUAAAUAAAACAAUUGAAAUUUAUUGUGAUAGAGUAAUUCAAAAUUUGGAAAAGAAUUGUGAAUAAUAAAAUCAAAUAAAUUAAAAAAUCAAGUUUAUUUUAGAAAAUCUUGAAAAUGAAAAUAUCAAUCAAUUAGCAUAUGAGAUAUUAUAAACAUAAUAAUUAGAUUGUAUAAGUUCAAAAAUAGGAGUUACAGCUUCAUUAACUUAAGAAUUUUAUAGAUAAUUAACUAAAUGUGAAACUACUUUAAAUUGUAUUCAUUCCCUUACAUAAGAUGAUCAUAAAAAUGGAAAAAAUGAAUAUCAUGUAUUAAAAAAUUAAGUGGAUUUUGUAAAAAUGAAAAAUAUGCAAUUUUUAAGGUAACAUGAAAUAAGUAUCAGAUCUUCAAAAUAAAGUAUAAAGAGGAUUUAUUAAGAUAUUAAGAAUUAAUAAAUUAUUGCAGUAUCACCUGGAUAAGAAAUUAACAAUUAAAUUACUAUAAUUAAACCAAGUUAAUAUAGUUUAUUUGGAUAAUUUGAAUCUUUAAAAAAUGCAAUUCCAGCAGAAUUAUUUAGUAUAAGUCCAAAUGGUGAAUUUUAUGCAUGGGGUAGUAAUUCAAAGAUUUAAAUUUAUUAAUUAUCAACAAAAAUAUACAAACAAAUAAAUUGUCAUUCAAUUUUAGAUUCAAUUGUAUUUAAUAUUGUUAAUGAUUUUGUAAUAAGUACAUAAGAUUAGAAGAUUAAUUUUUGGAGUUUAAAUGAUAAAAAUUGGGAAUUUAAUUGUUCUUUCAAUAUGUUACCAGAAAGAGUUCAUGAUCUAACAUUUAUAGAAGAUGGCAAAAAACUAAUAUGCAAAUCAUUAUCUAAAUUAACAAUUUUGAUUAAAGAAAAUUAGAAUUGGAUAAUUUAUUAAUAAAUUCAUCAAAGUUUCACUACAACAUUAUGGAAUCAAGUAUAUUAAAUGAUUAUAACAUUAAAUUAAAAGGAUUAAAUCUAAAUUUGGUAAAGAAAUAAAAAAGGAUUAUUUUAAUUAAUAUCUACAGAAUGGGAUCCAGAAAACAAAAAGACAAAUUAUGAAGUUAAUCCUUUAUAAGCAAAUGAUGAUGGUUCAUUAUUAUCUUAAUGUCAAAAUAACAAAUUAAAGGUUUGGUAAGUUUAAGAAGAUGGUAAAUUAGAACUAAUUUUUGAAUAAGAAAUAGAUGAAAACAAUAUCUUUGUAACAAAUGAUUUUACAAAUUUAUUAACCUAAAAUGAGAAGUCGUUAAUUUGGUACCAAUUAACAAAUGAUGAAUAAUGA